AGAUUUGUCAGUGAAGUCAGUUCAAAAAUCAAAAAUCCUUUUUAACGCUGACAAUAAUUUUUAUUACGAAAUGCUCAAAAAAAGAUCAACUCCCAUCUAUCAAUAGUUGGUUACAUCACUUUAAAAAGAAAUGAAUCCCAAUUAUAUAUCAGACACAUUUUAUCAUAACUAUCAUGAACCUCGGAGUGAACUGAGUUCACCCAUAACAGGCGCUUCAACCUCUUCUACUCAGAUAACUUCAAGGGAUUCAAUGUGUACUCGAACGUUAAUGAACGAUUCACAUGUAUAUUCAUCUGAAAGUUUUAAUAUAAGGACUAUCCAAGUUGUCAAGGUGGAUAAACAACGUCCAGCUGACGAAUCUAUCAUAUCAGAACAUAUGUGUAAUAAUAUUUUCGAUCUAUACAAUCUGCCGAUUGAUUUAACAAUGAAUAAUCAGGAGAACCAAACAAAUUUGGAUAAUUCAACAUCAUCGAAUCACCUUUAUCCACAAGCCUAUUGUAUGAAUCAAUUUCACUCUGACAAAAGAUACAAAAGAUGCCUAAGUGAAUCUACUCAAAACAACCCUGUAAUACUUCCAUGUAUAUUUUGUCAAACUACCCACAAAUCUGCAUAUGAACUAUCGAAUCAUUUAAAGCAAGUGCAUCAAGUAGAUCUCGAUCAAUUUACACCUCGAAUUUAUUAUGACCUUCAAGGUGUGGAAUUAAACACACAGACUGAUGAGCAUAUGAUUGAAGCGAAACAGUUUACAAUGGAAAAACGGUUGAAUCAUGACUCAAAAAAUGGAAGUGUAGAAGAUUUGCAUUUCACUCAGUAUCCUUUCAAUCCAGUUGCUUUCGUUAGCAAGACAAGUAAAUUAAUUAAGGAUGAAACUAACAGAAGAAAAGUGUUUUAUGGAAGACAUGAUAUGUGCGAAUAUUGUGGUAAAAUAUUUCGAAAUUGUAGUAAUCUCACUGUACAUCGACGUACUCAUACAGGCGAAAAGCCAUAUCAUUGUAAUUUGUGUUCAUAUGCAUGUGCUCAAUCGUCAAAGCUAACAAGACAUAUGAGAACGCAUACUAAGCAAAAUCACGUUCAUCGGGAAGGUAAAUUGAACUCCACUUACUCUGUACACUUAGAAGAUUAAUUUGACGGAAGAAUUCAGUGAAAAUUAUUGCAAUAAAAGCUUCAAAUUACCUGCUACAUAUGAACAUCAUUUGGAAAGAUGCAAGUGAGGUGUUUGAAACACUGAACUUAGCAAUUUCAUAUAACGUAGAUGAAUGGCUAAAUGUAAACAUUGCCUUACAAGUAAUUGUGUGCGUGAAGAAUGUAGGAGGAACUAAUGGUAGUUAAGUGAUUGUUGAAUAAUUUUGAAGUUGUUAGAGAAACCAAAUCAAAAACUUAUUUGUUUCUACGUAGGCGCCAAAUUUAUCUUUUACCACUAGUAUCGCGUGGAUGCAACUUGAUUAUAAUAAAGCUUUUU
Messenger RNA from Heterobilharzia americana, 1459 nucleotides. NCBI's taxonomy places the organism in Eukaryota, Metazoa, Platyhelminthes, Trematoda, Strigeidida, Schistosomatidae. The record is from the annotation of a GenBank genome assembly.